Knipowitschia caucasica is the source of this 423-nucleotide messenger RNA. The record is from the annotation of a GenBank genome assembly. NCBI's taxonomy places the organism in Eukaryota, Metazoa, Chordata, Actinopteri, Gobiiformes, Gobiidae.
AUGGCCCUCGUGGCGUGUUUUCUGCUGUGGUUAAUGAGUGCCCAUACAGUCCUCACCUCUGCUCCGGAAACUAUAGAGGCAGGCCACAUAACAAGAGCGAAGCAGAAGGCGGUUCCUUUGACAACAGCCAGUAUGGGUCCAGUGCAUGUCCACAACCCCGGCACAGUGGUCUUCAGCCUCCUGGGCGAGUUCACGGGUCAGAUUGGACAAAUGACAGAAGGGAAGACAGACCCAGGACAGACAGAUGAGGUGUACUGCCCCAUGUACCCCACCGCCUCCCCCACCCAGCACCUGUAUGAGGAGCUGCCCAGAAGGCUGUUGCCCCUGUCGAAGGAAGAGCACCCUGAGGUGUCCCUACCGUCUCAGGAGCAGGGCAAAGGCAGCCUUGUGCCCAUCGAGCAGGUGGCAAGCUGGGGUAGCUAA